Molecule: messenger RNA, 2557 nt
Organism: Odobenus rosmarus divergens (Pacific walrus)
Lineage: Eukaryota; Metazoa; Chordata; Mammalia; Carnivora; Odobenidae
Gene: TSPAN12
Product: tetraspanin 12
Exons: 8
Coding region: 380-1297 (305 amino acids)
Cellular component (GO): membrane
Source: RefSeq, a predicted model, not a curated record
GGCCCUGGCUGCCGCCGCUGCCUCGUCCGGGCUUGGCGAGGACUUGGGAGGGACAGCGGCGCUGGGAGGUGGCUUAACAGAGACUUUCCAGCAACUGCUGCCCAGGACUCUUUUUUUUUUUUUUUUUCUUUUUCCCAGGAGGCGGCGACGGCGGCGGCGGCGGGGGAGAGGAAGAGAAGGAAGCGUCUCCUGCUUGAGCCAAUGCAGCCCUUCGGCUCUCGCGGAGGAGCGUCCCUGCCCUGAUGAGCCCCCGCAGUGCGUCUCCGACCGUCCCCCGGCGGGAGUGGGGCACGGAGCCCAGCGCCGACGAUCGCUGCUACUUUGCCGGUGGGAGUAGGAUGUGGUGAAAAGAUGGGGCUUUUCCCUUUCGGGGCUCACAAUGGCCAGAGAAGAUUCCGUGAAGUGCCUGCGCUGCCUUCUCUACGCCCUCAAUCUGCUCUUUUGGCUAAUGUCCAUCAGUGUGUUGGCAGUUUCUGCUUGGAUGAGGGACUACCUAAAUAAUGUUCUGACUUUAACUGCAGAAACAAGGGUAGAGGAGGCUGUCAUCUUGACUUAUUUUCCUGUCGUCCAUCCAGUCAUGAUUGCUGUUUGCUGUUUCCUUAUCAUUGUGGGAAUGUUAGGAUACUGUGGAACAGUGAAAAGAAAUCUGUUGCUUCUUGCAUGGUACUUUGGAAGUUUGCUUGUCAUUUUCUGUGUAGAACUGGCUUGUGGUGUUUGGACAUACGAGCAGGAAAUUAUGGUUCCAGUUCAAUGGUCAGACAUGGUCACUUUGAAAGCCAGAAUGACAAAUUAUGGCUUACCUAGAUACCGGUGGCUUACUCACGCUUGGAAUUUUUUCCAGAGAGAGUUUAAGUGCUGUGGAGUGGUGUACUUCACUGACUGGCUGGAAAUGACAGAGAUGGACUGGCCCCCGGAUUCCUGUUGUGUUAGGGAGUUCCCAGGAUGUUCCAAACAGGCCCACCAGGAAGAUCUCAGUGACCUUUAUCAAGAGGGUUGUGGGAAGAAAAUGUAUUCCUUUUUGAGAGGAACCAAACAACUACAGGUGCUAAGGUUUCUGGGAAUCUCCAUUGGAGUGACACAAAUCUUGGCCAUGAUUCUCACCAUUACUCUGCUCUGGGCUCUCUAUUAUGAUAGAAGGGAGCCUGGGACAGACCAAAUGAUGUCCCUGAAGAAUGACACGACUCAGCACCUGUCAUGUCACUCAGUAGAACUGUUGAAACCAAGCCUGUCGAGGAUCUUUGAACACACAUCUGUGGCAAACAGCUUUACUACACACUUUGAGAUGGAGGAAUUAUAGGGAACAUCAAAGAAGGAAACCACAAAUUUAUUUUAUUGGACUUCUGAAUUUUUGAGUACACACGUAUAUGUUUCAGAAAUGUGUAGAAAUAUUGCCAUAAAGGAAUGACUAAGCAUAUAAUUUUCUACCCUUUAAAAUAAAGAGGGAAAAUUUCCAUUUUAUGUCACCACCUGGACAACGGUUGAUGCCCUUUAUAAUGCUGAGGACAGAUCUAAUACCCACUUUAUAGCCUGUAUAAGAUGGCAUAGUUUGACCAUCAUUUCUGAAGCCAUGUAAACAAGUUGUGCUAUGGUGGAUUUGGAGCUACAGUAAAGUUUGAUUUACUUCCAUAAGCUUGCUAGUAUAUCAAGUACCAAUGAACUUCUAACAUAGGAAAUUAGGCAGUAUUAAUGAACUGUGUUGCUUGGUGACAUACUCUUUUGAGAGUGGGUAGAUUAUACAUAAGAAAACUCUGAAGAUUGGUGACUACCUAAAUGUGAUUUUUUUUCUGGUUACUAAAAUAUUCUUAUUACUUACAAGAGCAAAUUAACACAUUGUCUUAAACUGAUCAGGGAUCUAUGUGUAUAUAAGAGUCUGUGUUAAGUCUGUAUAAUUCAGUAGAUUUCAGUUCUUAUAAUGUUAAGAAUAACAAUCGUGAGUGAAAAGGAUAAAUUUGUUCUGUAUAGCACCAUUAUUUUUAACCUUUCCUGUUAAUAGAGCUUUAAAAUUCCAUGUUGGGCUUAUAUUACGUACAUAACUGUUAAUUUAAAUACUUAACCACUAAUUUUGAAAAAUUGCCUGUGUGAUGCAUAGGAAUCAUUAUAAUUCAGAAUGUAGCCUGGUCUCUAAGAAGUAUUAACAAGAAAGCUUACACAUAAUGUAGUUCAUUCAGCAAAAUCUUGGAUGCUACCUUUCUCCCAAACUAAGGCUCUUUUUGACAGUCAACACUUUUUAAAAUGAGCUUACCUUUGUCUUCUUCAAACAAGAGGCAGUAGUCCGCAAGUCUGAAUAUAAUUCUACAGAAACAGUGUUCCUUUUCUCCAGCAAAAUGUCGUGAGAAUCAUUAAAAUAAGUGACAAUUUAACCAGAGAUGUUCUUUGCUUUAUUUCACUGAUUAAGAUACUGUGGUGAAUUACACAGAUUAUUAAAUUUUUUACAAGAGUAAAAUAUAUUUAUUUGAAAUGGGGAGAGUGCAUUUUACUGUAUUUUGUGUGUUACGUUUAUUUCUCAGAAAAUGUAAAGAAAAUUUAAAUGUGUCAAUAAAUAUUUUCUAGAGAGUAA